Molecule: messenger RNA, 192 nt
Organism: Symbiodinium natans
Lineage: Eukaryota; Dinophyceae; Suessiales; Symbiodiniaceae
Source: the annotation of a GenBank genome assembly
AUGGAAGUGGACGAUGCGGAGGCAGCGAUCGACAACAUGCACUCGGCCGAGCUUUAUGGCCGGGUGAUCAAGGUGAACCUGGCGCGGGCACCGAAGAACACGCCGACCACGGAAUCAAACAGGCCGAUAUGGGCAGAUGACUUCUUCUAUCGCAAGAAGCUGAAGGACGGUAAUGCCCAUUUGUGUUGCUAA